This is a messenger RNA of Pectinophora gossypiella (pink bollworm), 1767 nucleotides long. It is a transcript of the gene Su(P), whose product is annotated as prostaglandin E synthase 2. NCBI's taxonomy places the organism in Eukaryota, Metazoa, Arthropoda, Insecta, Lepidoptera, Gelechiidae. Gene Ontology annotation, cellular component: mitochondrion. The record is from RefSeq and is a predicted model, not a curated record. The transcript has 5 exons. Bases 101 to 1264 code for a protein of 387 amino acids. Gene Ontology annotation, molecular function: prostaglandin-E synthase activity.
CAGAAAGUCUUUGCUUUUCCAAUGGAAAAUUGAAAAGAAUAAAAAAACUUUGAAUUGAUAGGAAGGGAAAUAUUUUUCUGUAACACAAUUUGGACCGAAAAUGUGGCGACCUUCGUUCACAAUAUUUCGGAAAGUUAUUCUGCCAUCUUUGAAAGAAGAUGUUAGUAUAUCUAAACUGUUCCAUUCGUCUAAAGGCCGGGCGCCAAGGUCGACUGCAAAGAUUACACUCAUCGGUGCAAGUAUCGGCGCCCUGAUAGGGGUAGGAUAUGGAGGUUAUACGCAUUACAAAAUAAAUGUAAAGAAAGACUUUUCCGUGGUAGAGAAUGAAGAAUAUGCGUUCUUGAAGGAAGCUCCACAUUACAUGCCUCAUUUUAAGAUUGUGAAUGAAGAAGACACAAGCAAUUUGAAGCUCGUCCUGUUCCAAUAUCGGACCUGUCCAUUCUGCUGCAAAGUGCGAGCAUACCUUGACUCACGUGGCAUCAGCUAUGAAAUAGUUGAAGUGGAUGCAGUCCUCAGGCAAGCCAUCAAAUGGUCAGCCUACAAGAAGGUGCCAAUAGUAUUGGCUAAAGUCGAUGAUGGAUACCAACAAUUAAUGGACAGCACAGCAAUUGUAUCGGUUCUGGAAACGUAUUUACGCGAUAAGAACUUACAGUUGCGAGACGUGAUUAAGUUCUACCCCGCCACGCGCUUCAAGAAUGAUGAGGGUAAACUCACUACUGACGUCACUAAUAAAUACUAUAUCAUGCAUAAUGCUCCUGUACCUGACGAACGUGAGAGGAAAGAAGAAGCUGAAGAACGCGAGUGGCGACAAUGGGCUGACCGAGUACUGGUGCACACCCUAUCACCAAACGUGUAUCGCACUUUCGACGAAGCUAUGGAAACUUUCAAGUGGUUUGAAGAGGCUGGCGGUUGGCGACAAUCUUUUCCCAGCUGGGAGUGCGCCCUGAUGGUCUACGGCGGAGCCACGGCCAUGUGGCUUAUUUCCAAAAGAUUAAAGUCUAGGCACAAUAUAGACGACGCUCGACAAGCCCUUUACAACGCGGCUGACAAAUGGAUGUUUGCCGUCAAGAAGAAGGGUACUCGGUUCCUGGGAGGCGACCAGCCGAACCUGGCCGACGUGACCGUGUAUGGCGUGCUCAGCAGCAUCGAGGGCUGCCGCGCCUUCCAGGACCUGCGCAGCAACAGCGACAUCGGCAAGUGGUACGACGACAUCAAAACCUCCAUCGAAAGGAGACGAGGUCAAGUAUUAGCAACCCAUGCCUAACUCCUCCGCGAGAAUAAGUAACUACGUAUAGAAUGAUUAUUUAAUUUGCAAGGGCGCACAUAUUUCCUGAGAUUAAUUUAUUACAUUACGAGUUUACUACUGUGUACUGUGUUUAGUGAACUUUGUACUUGUUUUGCCAUGUCAAACUAUCUAUAUUUGAGUACUGAGAUCGCUAUCACGACGGUUGCGAUAGUCCUCGCAAUGUGAUAUCUCUAUGACGGUGCGCUUAGAUAUUAUUUGAGUGAUAUGGAUGUUAAUCUUGCGACUGCUGGAAUAAUGAGAAGCAUUUCUUAGUUUAAAUUAAAAAACAUUUUUUUUUGUGAAAUCGCCGUAGUUCUAGUAUAUAAAACUAUAUUUAUUCUUGUUAUUACUAUGAAAUUGAACGCUUCUUUGAUGUUAGAUUGAAUACACAUAAAAAAAAUAUAAAAGUCAUAAUAGUUAUUGAGGUUUUAUCUUAUUUUAUGUGAUUUUACAUUUAAUUAAAACACUUUUGUCUUAUAAUU